GAAGACGGAAAAACCGAACCGAUGUGCGCCCUAUAAUCGGUUGCCCUCGACUGGAAUCCUCGAACAUCCUUCACUUACUUCUCCACACACGAGGAGCGAAACACAGAGUGGUUUAAAGAUGGACCCGAACACCGUGAAGUCGACCCUUUCAAAUUUAGCAUUUGGAAAUGUAAUGGCCGCUGCUGCUCGUGAUUAUCAAAAGGAAUUGCUUGCUCAAGAGAAAUCUCAGACAUCAAAUUCUAACAACGAGGAAGUUGACCUUGACGAGUUGAUGGAUGAUCCAGAGCUGGAAAAAUUGCAUGCAGAUAGAAUUGCAGCUCUCAAGAAGGAAGCUGAGAAGAGGGAAGCAAUGAAGAGACAAGGGCAUGGGGAAUACAGAGAAAUAACUGAAGGAGACUUUUUGGGAGAAGUCACCGGGAGUGAAAAAGUGAUUUGCCACUUCUAUCAUCAUGAAUUCUACCGCUGCAAGAUUAUGGAUAAGCAUUUGAAGACUCUUGCACCAAAACAUUUAGACACAAAAUUCAUCAAGCUAGAUGCAGAGAAUGCACCCUUCUUUGUUACCAAACUUGGAAUCAAGACUUUGCCUUGUGUUAUUCUCUUCAGGAAAGGCAUUGCUACAGAUAGGCUUGUUGGGUUCCAAGAUUUAGGUGGAAAAGAUGAUUUCAGUACAAAGACACUAGAAAUUUUAUUGACAAAGAAAGGUUUCAUCAGUGAGAAAAAGGAUGAAGAGGAAGACGAGUACGACGAAAGUAGGCGAAAGGCGGUGAGAUCUUCUACCAACGUCGAUUCCGACUCAGAUUAGGCAACAGAGUUUGUUUGCCUUCAUUAAAUUACAAAGAUAUGUGUAGAAAUUAAUGUUCUGUCAACAUGUUGAGUAUUUUGUAAGUGAACUCCCAAAUCAAACAUAGUCUACAAGCUAUUGUCAUUGAAGUAUAAUUAUUUUUUUUGUACGGAGAGCAUGGGGCUCGAACUUUUGACCUCAAAUACUGAAUUAUAUCUUAAUUAUUGUUGUACUAUACUCAUAUUUAAAAA
Molecule: messenger RNA, 1032 nt
Organism: Cucurbita maxima (winter squash)
Lineage: Eukaryota; Viridiplantae; Streptophyta; Magnoliopsida; Cucurbitales; Cucurbitaceae
Product: thioredoxin domain-containing protein PLP3B-like
Exons: 9
Coding region: 119-802 (227 amino acids)
Cellular component (GO): cytoplasm
Source: RefSeq, a predicted model, not a curated record